AUGGGACCGGGGCACGGAGCAGCGGCGGCUCGGUACCCGUUGCGGGCCCUGGCACUGCUCUGGACGGCGGCGGUUCUGUGCCAGCUGGGCAGCGGCAGCGUCCUCCGCCGCCGCCUCCACGGGUUCCUGCAGCGGCGGCUGAGCGGCGGCGAACGGCGAGAUGUGCAAAGGGAGAUCCUGGCGGUGCUGGGGCUGCCCGGCCGCCCCCGGCCCCGCGCCCCCACCCGCGCCCCCGCCGCCGCCGCUCCGCUCUUCAUGCUCGACCUCUAUCAUGCCGUGGCCGGGGAGGAAGAAGCGGAGGAAGAAGAGGAGGCGGCGGUGUCGUGGCCGGUACUCACCGGGCUCAGCACCCAAAGCCCCCCGCCCGGCAGCGUCGUCAGCAGAGCGGACACCGUGGUCAGCCUGGUCAACAUGGUUGAGCAGGACCGGGACAUCUUCUCACCAAAGCCAUACUGGAAGGAGUUCAGGUUCGACCUGACCCAGGUGCCCACGGGGGAGUCGGUGACAGCUGCUGAGUUCCGCAUCUACAAGGCACAAAGCCUCAGCAGGCACAGCAACGACAGCCUGCACCUCAGCAUCUACGAGGUGGCUGCUGAGCACUCCAACAGGGAGUCUGACCUGUUCCUGCUGGAUGCCCAGGACCUGCGUGCUGGCACCGAGGGCUGGCUGGUGUUUGACGUCACAGCUGCCAGCAGCCACUGGUUAGUGGAUCGGAAAUACAACCUGGGGCUGCGACUCUACGUGGAGACAGCUGAUGGGCACAGCGUUGACCCAGGCUCAGCAGGGCUGCUGGGGCGCCGAGGACCCCGCUCCAAGCAACCCUUCAUGGUGACCUUCUUCAGGGCUAGCUCCAGCCCCACGCGCGUCACACGGGCGGCCAAGCCCCCGAGGAGGAGGCAGCAACCCAAGAAGAGCAACGACCUCCCCCACCCAAACAAGCUGCCAGGGAUUUUUGACGACGUCCACGCCGGGGACGGGCGGCAGGUCUGCCGGCGCCACGAGCUCUACGUCAGCUUCCAGGACCUGGGCUGGCUGGACUGGGUGAUCGCCCCCCAGGGUUACUCAGCCUACUACUGCGAGGGGGAAUGUGCCUUCCCCCUGGACUCCUGCAUGAAUGCCACCAACCAUGCCAUCCUGCAGUCCCUGGUCCACCUGAUGAAGCCUGAGGCUGUGCCCAAGGCCUGCUGUGCCCCCACGAAGCUCAGUGCCACCUCUGUCCUCUACUACGACAGCAACAACAACGUCAUCCUCAAGAAGCACCGCAACAUGGUGGUGAAGUCCUGUGGCUGCCACUGA
This is a messenger RNA of Indicator indicator, 1296 nucleotides long. Its product is annotated as bone morphogenetic protein 8B-like. The transcript has 7 exons. Gene Ontology annotation, molecular function: cytokine activity; growth factor activity. Lineage: Eukaryota; Metazoa; Chordata; Aves; Piciformes; Indicatoridae. The coding region runs from base 1 to 1296 and encodes 431 amino acids. Gene Ontology annotation, biological process: SMAD protein signal transduction. Gene Ontology annotation, cellular component: extracellular region. The record is from RefSeq and is a predicted model, not a curated record.